Molecule: messenger RNA, 347 nt
Organism: Staurois parvus
Lineage: Eukaryota; Metazoa; Chordata; Amphibia; Anura; Ranidae
Source: the annotation of a GenBank genome assembly
CUUACAUGGACUGUUCCCAUCAAAGUCCCCCUUUAAACCAUAGACUUUUUCCCCUCAGAGUGCCCCCUUACAUGGACUGUUCCCAUCAAAGUCCCCCCUUACAUGGACUUUUCCCAUCAGAGUGCCCCUUUACAUGGACUGUUCCCAUCGAGUCCCCCUUUACAUGGACUGUUCCCAUCAAGUGCCCCCUUACAUGCAGUUUUUCAACCGGGAGUGCCACCUUACAUGGACUGUUCCGCAUCAGAGUGCCCACCUUACAUAGAUUGUUACCAUCAGAGUGCCACCUUACAUGGUCUGUGCCCAUCAGAGUGCCCCUUAACAUGGACUGUUCCAUCAAGAGUGCCCCC